Molecule: messenger RNA, 483 nt
Organism: Miscanthus lutarioriparius
Lineage: Eukaryota; Viridiplantae; Streptophyta; Magnoliopsida; Poales; Poaceae
Source: the annotation of a GenBank genome assembly
AUGCUCGCCCUGGGCCGCAGCGGCGCGGGAUGCCUCAACUUCCCGGACUCCGCGUGGCUGCUCGCCGUGCCGCCGCCGUCCGCGCUCUCGGGCCUGGACGACGCACGCCGGGCGGCGCUCGAGGCCGUCGCGGAGUUCCAGCGCCGCUUCGGCGGGGCAGCAGCCGCCGGUGCGUCCGUCGACGAAGCGACCUCGGGCGUGUCUCCUCCCUCACCUUCGUCGUCGUCGCUGCCGGGCAUUUCCUCUGGCUCGCCCGCAGCGCCGGAGCUUGAGCAGGUACCUGUGAAGGCCGGUGAAAUGGUGGCGGCGUUGGACGGCGACGUGUUCGAGCACGACUGGUUCGGGGACAUGGACUUGGAAUUGGAUGUGUACUACGCCAGCCUCGCGGAAGGGCUCCUCGUGGAGCCGCCACCGCCGGCGGCCGCCUGGGAUCAUGGCGACUGCUGUGACGCCGGAGCUGACGUCGCCCUCUGGAGCUACUAA